AUGGCACCCUCGCAGAUAGUUGCACUGCAUAAAGAACUGCAGCUUGCUUUCGGCGCACGACCAUGUAACCUCCAGAAGUGCGGACUGCUGCUCGCGAAGUUGAAGGUUGGUCUCAUUGAGACUGGACUCCUACUGCCACUGGGUGACACUAGCCUGGACAAUCUUGUACUGGCUCGCGAUAUACUCGAAAUUGGCGCAUUUUGGAGUAUACGAUCCAAGGACAUCCCCUCGUUUGACCGCUAUUACUCACAAUUGCAGACCUUCUACAAUGAUUACAGCUCUGUGAUCCCUCCGUCGCCCCGCGAGUACCCAAUUCGUGGUCUAUAUCUCAUCCGUCUACUUACACAAAAUCGCAUUGCCGACUUUCACACGACUCUCGAGUCGCUACCGCUCGCAGCCGAUUCACUCACAGCUAACCCAUACAUUCAACAUCCCGUCAAUCUAGAGCGCUGGCUCAUGGAGGGCAGUUAUAGCAAGGUCUGGAAUGCGAGAGAAGAGGCGCCCGCAGAAGAGUACAAGUUCUUCGUAGAUAGUCUCAUGGGUACUAUCCGGAACGAGAUUGCAAGUUGUGAGGAAGUAGCAUACGAGAGCCUACCUAUCAAGGACGCUGCCACUCUACUGUUUUUCACGAACCAAUCCGACUUGGUGAACUUUGCGCAAGAGCGCAAGUGGCAAGUGAAUCUAUCAGCAGGCACCAUUGCGUUUAGGAAAAAGACAGAAGAGAAGGUUGAGAUCCCCAAACGGAAGCUCAUUUCAUCGAAUUUAGCCAUAGCACGCGAGUUAGAGCAGAUUGUAUAA
This is a messenger RNA of Fibroporia radiculosa, 798 nucleotides long. RefSeq lists its product as uncharacterized. Gene Ontology annotation, biological process: proteasome-mediated ubiquitin-dependent protein catabolic process. The record is from RefSeq and is a predicted model, not a curated record. NCBI's taxonomy places the organism in Eukaryota, Fungi, Basidiomycota, Agaricomycetes, Polyporales, Fibroporiaceae. The coding region runs from base 1 to 798 and encodes 265 amino acids. The transcript has 6 exons. Gene Ontology annotation, cellular component: proteasome regulatory particle; cytosol; nucleus.